Molecule: messenger RNA, 825 nt
Organism: Mesorhabditis belari
Lineage: Eukaryota; Metazoa; Nematoda; Chromadorea; Rhabditida; Rhabditidae
Source: the annotation of a GenBank genome assembly
AUGACAUUCAAGGAACUCAACCCGAUUCUUGUCGCAAAUUUUCUCCUUGUUUUCACCGAUUUCUUCUACAUUAUCACAUCAACAAUCCACGAUAAUACAGCGAAAAUCUGGGAAAUCGAAACUUUUGGUUCUAUAGGUGUGUUCAUUUUUUUGUACACGGCCAAUAUUCGAUAUUGGAUGCAAAUCUAUCUUUUCUUUUUGAUUUCCGUCAUGCAUUUGGUGGCUAUUUACGCGCCUGGACACUAUCGAUCGUUGAAUUUGAGAUGGACAUUUGGAUUGAUGGCUAUUCCGAUGGCGUUCACGAUUCUAACCGAUACAAUCUACUACACAGUUUGCGCCUGUUUGUACUAUCAAAUUCCUGGCUAUUAUAUAAUGGUUAUCCCAGAAAGACAAGAGAUUGAAGACAAAUUUGAGAUCUAUGAUGCUUGGUUGAAAAUCACAAUGCUUUUAUUGUUGAUUGGCACAGAUGCGGCGAUUAUUUUCAAGCUUUACAAGAUGAACAUUUUGGGAACGAAGAGGAAAAGAUUUCCGGAAGCGAUAGGGAGAACUGGCCAAACAAUCGCCACUCCAUCAGCAAUUUUCAUCAUCGAGCAGUCAACCGUUAAUCGAUCAACGCCGAAACAGCCAACUAAUCGAUCAAAGAUUUCAAUCGAUAAGCGCUUAGCGAUCGCUUUCACGUGGAUCAGUUUCGCGUUUAUUUUGAUGACUCUCUACUUUCGAUAUUGGUAUAUUUUUCCCAUCGAAAUCCUUCAAUACACGGGUUUUCUCGUCUACAACUUGGAAAUAAGCAAAUGCGUGAUUUAUGUACUGAUUGUGACAAAGAAA